CUUUUUAUUAAGUUCCCUCCUUAUCUGCUUUUCUGUCUGACAUAACAAUGGCAACGCAAUCUUAUCUUCUGAAUCUGAACUCUUUUCAUGUGGGAAUCAGAGGAGUUCAACCUUCAAUUUUCAAGCCAAGAAAUUUUGGCUUGGGCGUCUGGAAAAGUUCAAAGUAUCCUACUAAAAGAAAUGUCAAUGGUAGUUCUCGAGUCAUGCAAUGUUGCUCAUGUUACCCGGAAAUUGGAGCUUCAGCAGACAUAGCAAUAUUCUCAAUAUUGGAUGCAGCUACUACACAGAAGCCUCUUGAUUCAGAUGUUGGCUUGAAUGCUCUCAAGCUCAGCAUACCGGAAACAUCACACGCUACCACAAAUUUCAUGACAAGGUUGGUUGCUGCUGAUCUUGAUCCUGGUACUGCAAAGUUAGCAAUUGGGUUUCUAGGUCCCUUCCUCUCAGUGUUUGGUUUUCUCUUUAUCUUGAGAAUAGUUAUGUCCUGGUACCCAAAACUCCCGGUGGGAAAAUUUCCAUAUGUAAUAGCUUAUGCUCCCACUGAGCCACUUCUCAUUCCUACCCGCAAAGUGAUUCCUCCUCUUGCUGGUGUGGACGUUACUCCUGUCGUCUGGUUUGGAUUGAUCAGUUUUCUUAACGAAAUAUUAGUAGGUCCACAAGGAUUACUAGUUCUCCUUUCUCAACAAGUCAAUUAGCUUACAUUUUUGGAAUUUGUGAAUGACAUAAUUUUCUAUCCAAUCUUGUUCGAUGUAUACAAAAUUACAUGGGUAUAUAUUGCACAUGUAUUAAAUACUAACAUCUAACACACUAUAUAUGAAUCAAUUUACACUGGCGCACAUUGGUU
This is a messenger RNA of Gastrolobium bilobum, 841 nucleotides long. RefSeq names its product protein COFACTOR ASSEMBLY OF COMPLEX C SUBUNIT B CCB3, chloroplastic. NCBI's taxonomy places the organism in Eukaryota, Viridiplantae, Streptophyta, Magnoliopsida, Fabales, Fabaceae. Gene Ontology annotation, cellular component: chloroplast thylakoid membrane. The record is from RefSeq and is a predicted model, not a curated record. The coding region runs from base 48 to 692 and encodes 214 amino acids. The transcript has 3 exons.